AUGAGCAGCUCUCCGCAGCACCACGAUGAGGACUACGAGAAAUUUUUCAGCGCGGACUUGUUCGUGAACCGCGAUGCCCACACCGCCCUGACGGACGGUAACGACAUCGUGCUGGAGCUGCUUGAAGAAAACGCAGAAACCAACGCCGACUCCAGCAAAGUGAAGGCGUUGCCACUGCUUUGGGGAGAACGCCAAAGCGUCGAGGCCUUCGAACAGGCAUUCCCGUUCCCAAUAGACAUCCUAAUCGGCGCUGACGUCAUAUGUUGGCCCAUCCUCGUUAAGCCAAUUCUGCAAACCAUCAAGUACUUGCUGCUACGCUCACGCAAGCCGUUAGAGACCAAGUUUUGCUGCGGUUUUGUUUGCCGCGCGCAGUCGACGGAAAAACUGCUUUUCCAGGAAGCUCUGGCGUUUGGAUUUCACUUUGAACGCAUCUCAGAAGACACAUUCCUUCCUACACCGCGGCCUUCCGAGGUGAUUUCAAACCGGGAACUGCAGCUGAUCGUGUUUACGCUCGACCCACGGGCUCCAAACUGGAACGAACCAGUGCGUUUCGCUGAUGCUGAGCUGGCGAACAUUCAGACCGCCUGCUAG
Phytophthora infestans T30-4 is the source of this 591-nucleotide messenger RNA. RefSeq lists its product as uncharacterized. The transcript has 2 exons. The record is from RefSeq and is a predicted model, not a curated record. Lineage: Eukaryota; Oomycota; Peronosporomycetes; Peronosporales; Peronosporaceae. Bases 1 to 591 code for a protein of 196 amino acids.